GAAAAAGAUUUGGUAAAAAAAAAUGAUGUGAAUUUUUCCUAAAUCACUCAUUUCCAAUUCUUAAGUUUUAAUUUAAGUUUUUUUCUUUACCCAUUAAAUUUUAACUUUUAAAUUUUAAAUUUUUCUUUUCAUUUACAACUUUUAGUUUUGAGUUAAAAAAAAAAAAAAGAAAUCUCACAAAAUUUUCAUCACAAUUGAACUUUAGUGAAUUUUACCCAAAUUUUCAAUUCUUAUAAAGAUUUUCAUGAAAGAUUUUAUUUACGAGAGAAAUUUUUAAAUCCUUAUAAGAAAUUUUAAGUUUGUUCGAAAGAAAUUAUUAUAAAUAAUAAAUUGAUAAAAUAUUUCCAAGAUAUAGAUUUUUAUAUCUAAUAAAUAUUUUUAUUCAUUUGACAAAAUUUAAAUAACACACUUUCCUAGAAAAAGUUGGAAUAUUUAACAAAAAGGUAUAAUUUUUAUUAAAGUUUGGAAUAUAUUUUGGAGUUUGAAGAUCAAAACAAAACAAUGUUCAAAGUUUAAGAAAAAAAGAAAAAAAAAGCAAAUAAAUGUGCUAACAGAAAAUCAUGGCGCCAUGUGUUUGAAUGCAAUUCUGACGCCUAAAUCGCUUCCCAUUUCUUCCACAAUCCCCCAUCGAAUCGAAACUCUCUUAUUCUUUAACAAACAAAUUUCGCAUUCUCUUUCAAUAUGGAUAAUCAAAAUCCUCACAAUGAUCCGCCGCUCCCGUCGCCGUCAUCAUCAUCAACGACAACGGCGAUUCUGGACGCUCCUCUUAACGCCAUGGGGUUCGAGAUCGAAACCCUAUCUCCUAACAGAGUAAGCGGCCGCAUUGUGGUUUCUCCGAAGUGCUGCCAGAUGUUUAAGGUGAUGCACGGGGGGGUAUCGGCGAUGAUAGCGGAAGCGCUGGCGAGCGUGGGAGCACAGAUGGCGUCGGGAUUCAAAAGAGUGGCCGGAUUUCAUCUAAGUAUUGAUCAUUUGCAAAGUGCUAAAAUGGGGGAACUCGUUCUUGCCGAAGCUGUCCCUCUUUCUAUUGGCGAUGCCAUUCAGGUGUGGGAGGUAGAAUUGUGGAAGGCGAAAAGUUCGAGCAUAGAAAGGAGGGACGUUGUGGCCUCCUCAAGGGUGACUCUUCUAUGCAAUAUGCCCGUUCCUAAACAUUCCCAACCCUUGGUUGACACACUUCAGAGGUUUGCCAAGUUGUGAACAAUAGGUUACGUUUAAUAACUUAAGACUCCUUUUUCUUUCCUUCGACUUUAACCAAACUCCAUGGUUAAAGAAUAUGUAGUAGCAUCUAUCUAUAGUUAAAAAACAAAGUUUGUAAUUAUUGCAUUGGAUAAUAUUUUUAUGUGGUCUUGACAAAA
This is a messenger RNA of Cucumis melo (muskmelon), 1352 nucleotides long. RefSeq names its product 1,4-dihydroxy-2-naphthoyl-CoA thioesterase 1-like. Gene Ontology annotation, cellular component: peroxisome. The record is from RefSeq and is a predicted model, not a curated record. The transcript has 3 exons. The coding region runs from base 682 to 1194 and encodes 170 amino acids. Lineage: Eukaryota; Viridiplantae; Streptophyta; Magnoliopsida; Cucurbitales; Cucurbitaceae. Gene Ontology annotation, molecular function: 1,4-dihydroxy-2-naphthoyl-CoA thioesterase activity. Gene Ontology annotation, biological process: phylloquinone biosynthetic process.